Molecule: messenger RNA, 882 nt
Organism: Gaeumannomyces tritici R3-111a-1
Lineage: Eukaryota; Fungi; Ascomycota; Sordariomycetes; Magnaporthales; Magnaporthaceae
Exons: 1
Coding region: 396-629 (77 amino acids)
Source: RefSeq, a predicted model, not a curated record
CCUUACUACACGACAGGGCCACCAUAUUAAAUAUCUCAACCGUCUGGUAGUUCCUGGGAGGCACGCCGACGCGAGUACAUAUCAGGCCUGGGCGCGCUCUCCAUCCAUCUCCUCCUCUGCUGCUGCUGCACUACUACCCUACCCCUUGGGUUUGUGGACGUCAACAUCUAGUACCCUCGACCUUGGUUCUUUCCGCAACCCGAGCCACAGGUCGUCCCCACUACAGCAAAUAAGAAGGAUACGAAAAAGAAAAUAAGAGCACCAAAAGAGAUCAGGUCCCGAAGCCCCAAUAGAAAAAAAAAGAAAAGACAACAGCACCGCGGCACAACGACGAUCUUUCGGCCGGACGGAGCCACUUUCACCCCCAGGUAUCCCACCCAGCCCAUGCCUGCUAUAUGCCAGACAACAUCCCACAGUAUUUAUCACCACCUCCAUCCGCGCCCAAGUCUCGCAUCCUCCACACCACUCGCCUCCCAGCACUUCCAACACCAGCACGGCCCGGCCAAGGUGCUAGCGUGUCAGCAAUAGCCAGCCGCCCUAGCAGAGGAAGCGACGGAGACAUCGGUCAUCAGCUGUUUUCGAGCACGACCGCCAGCACGCCAGCUACGCCGUCGACGCCCGUCAACUAGCAGCACUCUUAGCUCGCUUGUCCAAGCCGGCAGCACAGAGGGGAGGGGAAAGGGAAGAGAGAAAAGCCCACAGGUCGCCGCGCAUCCGUCACCAAAGACGCUUCCCAUCCACACCCUGCCGCGUCCUGCAGCUCUCCUUCCAUCACUUCUCUAGUCCGUGGCGCAUAUCGCGUCGUCAACACCCAGGGUCCUUGGCUGUCUUGACGCCUCUUCCCUGAGCACUGACUGCCGCCGCCGCCGCCGCCGCCGCCGC